UAUUGUCGUCGCUUACUUCAUAGCCAUUGCUUAUUUUGACACAUGGCGGUAUAAGUGAAUUUCUGACGACCUGUAUGAAGAUCUGAAAAUCUAGAGUGAACGUGCUAGUGUGAGAUUUGACUGUUUUAUUUUUCACAGAUUUGAUCAUGUCUGGGUGGACAGCGCGCCAAGGGGAUGUGGGUGAUCUGAGCAGCAAGAGGAAAGAUCAGCUCUUGGAGAUACUGUCACGACAACAACAGUUACUGUCUAAUAAGAGAUUUCUUCAGGGCCUUCCAGAUAAGGGAAAGAAGAUUGCUGACUUUGUGGAGAAAGUACACCUUGCACUGGGACAUCUGGAGGAGGAGGAGAGAAAACAAGCAAAUUUAAUCUCUGUCCGGACAGAGUUUCAGGCUAAAUAUCAGCAUGCCCUUGCCAAGCGAAGCACAGAUAAGCAUUUAGAAUCCAAUUUGGACAUGGUCAUCCCAUCCCAUGACAGAAACCAAGCCAAUGUCAAUAUCGAUGCGGCUAACAUACAGGAAAAUGGUGGUCUGUUGGGCCAAGAGGAGUCUUUGACAUCCCAGCCUGAGCAUGCUGAAACACUAGAAACAGCGGAUGGGAAUGCAGCAGCCUCACAGGUGAAAGACACAGAGCUUGUGGAGGUGUUUGGACGAGUAGCUCUUGAUGAAAGUAACAAUGACUCCUACCAAGACACCAUAAAGGCUCUGUCUCCUAGUAAGCCCUUUCAGGGUAAUCCGCAACAGAAGAAACCACAUUACAUAGAAGUUCUGGAGAAGACAGAGAAAAGUGUGAAUACGAGGAAGCCCAGAUUCAAACCAAACCAGUUGGCUGUAAAAUCCGAGUCUUCAUCACCUAGUCAGGCCUCAGGCAGCACCACACCACUAACUGCAGAGGCCAGAAGACAACGAGACCGGAAACACCUGGAUGACAUCACUGCGGCCCAGCUUCCACCCCUGCACCACAGUCCUGCCCAGCUGCUGUCAUUAGAGCAGUCGACUGCCCUUCUGCAAGAGCAGUCCAGAAAACACCUGGAGUUGCAGGCCAAACAAGCUGCACAGAAGCUGGCAGAUGAUCUGAGUUUUAAGAUGGAGAGUUACAACCCAGAAGGAGGCCCACUGGCAGCCUACAGAGAGGUGCAUGAUGAUGGGGCCCAGCUUUUUUCAGAUGAGGACUGAUCGUGGGGCCCUAGAGGGAGGGCACUGGCUUGUUGAUAUGUUUGGCCCCUUGCCCUGGACCAGCUCUAGGCCUAGAGCCCAUGCUUCAGGACCCUGGAGAGAGGCUUUCAGCCCGAGGACAAGAGAAGGGCUCUUCAUGAACUGCAUGGACAAUGUCUUAGAUUCUGCCAUUGAAGAUAAAUAACAGCAGGUUGAAUCAAGUUAAGAGUAACUGUGUGAAAACCGACCGUUUUUGCAUGUGAAAAUGUCACUGUCCAACAGUAACAGAUUAUCUUGGCAAGCUACUGCCAAAAAACCUGAUACCUCGGCAGGUCCACACCUGUUGUCUUGUAUAGAAUAAUAUAAUUCAAAGCGCUUAUCAGUCAUAACUUUAUGGGUGUGUUAUUCUGAAGAUGGUAAUAGAAUAUUUUUGUAUGACCUUGCUUAGUGUUUAUUUAAAAAACCCUUUGAAUUGA
Molecule: messenger RNA, 1627 nt
Organism: Carassius carassius (crucian carp)
Lineage: Eukaryota; Metazoa; Chordata; Actinopteri; Cypriniformes; Cyprinidae
Product: DNA-directed RNA polymerase II subunit GRINL1A-like
Exons: 4
Coding region: 147-1172 (341 amino acids)
Biological process (GO): transcription elongation by RNA polymerase II; intracellular signal transduction
Cellular component (GO): nucleus; intracellular anatomical structure
Molecular function (GO): transcription elongation factor activity
Source: RefSeq, a predicted model, not a curated record